Cynoglossus semilaevis (tongue sole) is the source of this 3635-nucleotide messenger RNA. RefSeq names its product regulator of G protein signaling 20 (gene rgs20). Bases 301 to 963 code for a protein of 220 amino acids. The record is from RefSeq and is a predicted model, not a curated record. The transcript has 5 exons. Lineage: Eukaryota; Metazoa; Chordata; Actinopteri; Pleuronectiformes; Cynoglossidae.
AGUAGAAAGGAAUCAAGAUGUCUACUUUGUGUUCGUCUCCUUCUCAAGGGGUGGGUCGUCAUUAUUCUGAGUUCGAUCAUAAAGUGACAGUCACCGCUUUCUCCCACGUCUUGCGUACGAGGUAAACCUGUGCCAUACUGUCGGGGGUUUACGCUCUUCAUUGGGCUACUACGAGCCAGAGGCAGGACGCAUGCGUGCUGACUUGGAGCAGCCGGUCGGAGAAAAAACCCUAAUGUGCCAUCGGAUGUAAUCAAGGCAAAGAAUUUCCUUUUCUCGCUGUGCAUACAUGGUGAAUUUCCCAUGGGAUCAGAGCGGAUGGAGAUGCGAAAGAGGCAGAUGUCGGUGCAGCAGGAGACGGUAGCAGGGGGAACUGCACCGGCCCAGCAGGGCCAGGCGGGCCAGGCCAACCCACGGGCUUCAAACGCAUGCUGCUUCUGUUGGUGUUGCUGCUGUAGCUGUUCUUGGAAUGAAGACCACGAUGACAGGAAUCGUAAGGCCUCCUAUGACAUCAAGGAAGGGACCUCAGACUGUGAAGAAUGCCCCAAGCCUACGUUGGAGGAGGUGCACUCGUGGGCGCAGUCGUUUGAUAAGCUGAUGUGCUGCCCAGCAGGGAGGAACUCCUUCAGACAGUUUCUACGCACAGAGUUCAGCGAGGAGAACAUGCUCUUCUGGUUAGCCUGCGAGGAACUCAGCCAAGAGACCAACAAGAGUGUGGUGGAGGAAAAGGCACGGGUCGUAUAUGAGGACUACAUCUCCAUCCUGUCACCAAAGGAGGUGAGCCUCGACUCCCGUGUGCGCGAGGCGAUCAACAGGAACAUGCUGGAACCCACGACCCACACCUUUGACGACGCCCAGCUGCAGAUCUACACACUAAUGCAAAGAGACUCGUAUCCUCGCUACAUGAACUCCUCGGCCUACAAAAACCUGCUCAACACGCUGUCGGAGCAGUCCCCUGAAUCUUAGGGUGGUGAUGACCUGUGAUCUUUUUAACUCUCUAUCCCACCCAUUUCUUACCCCUCCACUCCCCCUUUUAACAUUUCUGUUGUAUGUGCAGUGUAGGAUGACAUGAACCGGGCCUCGGGCCAGGCCCCUCCCAGGGAUCUCAGUUUUGUUGUGAUCUGCACCUGACCGACGACACUCAGGUCUCAAAAACAAAUCUCCUGAGGGCUUGAAAUCACAAGUACUGCUACGGAUCAACAUAGCAAAACACUCCAAAGGAAUAUGAUACGUUUAGCUUCUGAUUUGUUUGUUUUUCUUCUUUCUUUUGAUAGAAAUAAUAUAUUUUAUUGUGUUCAGAUUUUUUUUUUAUGGUCCAUUGUCUUUGUAUGAUUAUUUGUUGGAGGGAAAUAUAAUUCCUUCUGUAGACUAUAUAUACACCAGUAUGUAAAUAAUACAAAUGGAAUUGUGGGUAUUUUAUGUGGAAACGCCUGGUUCUAUCAACUGCGUAUGAAAAUCAAAGCUCAAGUCAAAGGCUACGUGUUAGCCCUACUUGCAGGCAGCUUUGUGGGGUACUGUACCAGUCUCUGUUUUAUUUAGUUCCUAACCUCACACCACCGUACGCACGCCGUUGACCUGGCAACUCCUGUCUCUGCCGAACACGAGUUUGAUUGGUUUUACUACAGAUGUGGUCAAAGUCACAAAGAGACCACAGCUCUGGUCACAGUGUGUGUGUGUGUGGUUUUGUUUGUUUGUUUGUUUUCUUCAGAAUCUCAUGUUAAUAGUUUAGAAAAGGGUCCAAAUCUAAGACGACUGCCUGUUUCAGAAACUAUGUACCACAUUUUUAUUCAACUCACUGCCCAGCUCAAAGGAUUAACAUCAUUGUGACAUAAGAAGUAUAACUAUUUAACAGAUGAAGUAUUUUAUUUAUUGAUAUUUAUUGCCAAUGAAGAAGAAACGAGUGUAGAGAAGAUAUAAGAGCUGUGGGAGAGAGGAAUGAAGAUGACAAUGAUUUACACAUCUGUAAGUCACUGAUCACUGGGAAGUAAUAUGUGAUUAUAAUAUAAUAAUGUGUGAAUAUGUGACUGGUUAUGAACAUGGGGGGGGGGGCCGCACUGUGGAGGAGUGGUUGCUGCACUUGCCUUACAGCAACAGCAUUACCAGUUUGGCUAAAGACAAUGGAUUUUUGGUGUGAAGUUUGUUUGUUCACCCCGUUUGUUUGUAGGUGAUUUGGUGGAAGCAUGCACAGAGGAGAAGAGAUUGAGGACGCAUUUUAAAUGAUGCUUUGGUUUGGUUUGGGUCAUGAUUGGUUUCAUGAUUGAAAACAUAACAAAUGAUUUGUUUGGAAAUGAAAAUACGCUGAUUUAAACAUUUCAUUUCAUCCACCACCUAAUAUUCUUUGUGUUCAGAAGCAAAUUCAUCAUUAGUUGUUGGAUAAACAGACGGAGGGAAGAACAGGGACCAAGGACCAUUUACAGACAUGCUCACACCUGUGAACAGAACAUGAAUUAGAUCCCAAUACCAGAAUCCUCCGGGACACUCAGACUUGUACUUUCCCAUUCUUUCCAUGAUGAUCUGAACUGCCAGGCUAACAGAACCUGGUCUAGCGUAUAAUCACAGACUGGAGCCUAAAACUGUGUUAUUUUUUAAAUAGUUAAAGGGAAUUCAUUUAAUUUUCUUUAUUAAAGGUUAUAGUUUUUGAGUUUAACUUUAAUAAUGUGUACAUUCGCUGAAGGACUGACUUGGCAAUGCACUAAUAACUAGUGGAAAUAUCACAUUUCAACUGUCUUUAAUCGGUGUAGUUUAUCAAACGUGCUCUUUACAGAAAAUGUGAACGAGCAGACUGUAGGGUUAUCACUGUAAACUGUGUGAGAGUGACACUGACUGAUUGCGGGUUGUAUUCCCACAGAGUUGACUCCAAAAUGGCCUGAUUGUUGGAGAGGAACACCGGGGUGAGGCCGGGUUAGCAGCAACACCAAAGCUAUCAUGUAAACUGUGUUCACGUGUUUAUCGCCAGCUUUUCUUUGGAGUAGAACUGGAGAUGCCAAGUGUUCAACACCUUUAUGUAUUCUGAUACAUACAGUUGUACUGCGAUGCCUCACGAACAUGUCACUCAAAGACAAGAUCCUCACACGGGGAAGUGCCUUGACAUUCAGUUGUACAACAUCUUUCUCACGGGCGAUGGUUGUUUUCAGACGCUCGCUGUAAUAGGAAGGCUACUGGAACAUGACGCCGAGACCAGAUCGUCCCUCUCAUUGGCCAAAAUAGUGCAUGUUUGUUGUCUCGACUCUGGAGUCACCACUAGAUCAGUCCGUUGUGGUAGUCAAGGGGUUGAUGAGAAUAUUUCUUUGAUUUUAGAGGACAGGAAUCAGUGGAUAGAGCUGGUUGAUCUGAACAUUUCUGCCAGUGUGGUGGCAUCACGGUGUGAUCAGGACUUGUCUUGGAGUUAGUUUGAGUUUACUACAGUAUGUGCAAUUUGGGUUGGGAUUUGGCUACGAUGAGCAGAUCAACCUCAGAAAUACUGUCUAAGCCAAUGGUUUGGAGCAAUGCCUAUAAAUAUUGUUUUUCUUUUUUCUCUUUUCUUCUGUUUACUAUAUAAAAAAUGUGUUAUUUUGCGCGGGUUUACUCAAGAAUACGUUUGAAAAACAAAUGUGAAUGUUUACAGUAUAUGGUUUUGUUUUGGGGUUUUUUUUUCUGCU